AAUUCACAGCAAUCCUUUCACCCAGGCAUGAACAUUUUUUGGGGUUGAGUUGUGUGUCUAAGAAGGGGAACUAGAGAAAUAAACUAAAUGAUACAUUUACUUUGGAAAGUAAUGGAAUGGGUUAAUGGUGGAAAUAUACAGACAACUUUUUAAAAAAUAAAUGUAUAACUUCAAAAUUAACCAGGAGAGGUGGUGUUUGUGUAAUGUACAAUUCAGUCUUUUAGACAUAAGAACUUAAGCUCUCAUCCCUCACCUGGAAGCCUCUGAGUUUCCCUUUUACCACCUCAUUCACUGCUAGAGGUCCCUAGCCUACUAAUCUGCCCAGUCAUAGGCUUUUCUUGAGUCCUUAUCAGCUUUCCUCAGUGGGUCAAUGUUGUGAAGACUAAUGGAGCCUGGCAGAGUUCCUGCUCCUUGCCCUCUGAUAUCAAAGGGUAGCAGGGCCUGUGACAGAAGACAAACAUUCGGACAUCCAACCGGAGCCCAGAGUGGAACUGAAACAGCAAGAGGGAAAAAAGCAAGAGCAUCAGGGGCACUGCCGAGAUGGAAUGGCCCAAAUCUGAUGAGGAAGUACUUUAUCCUGAGAUCGUUGUUAAAGUGGGCACAGUCACUCUUGGAGAAGAAAACAGGAAGACAAUGACCAAUAUCUGUUUGAAAAAAAUUGAGAAUUCUAAUAUCAUCAAAGCUACAUGUGCACUGCUAAAUUCUGGAGGGGGCAUAAUCAAAGCAGAGAUCCUUGAUAGGAACUAUAGUUACAGAAGCCAUGGGCUGGGACAAGAUCUGGAAACAUCUUUUCAAAAACUCCUUCCUUCAGGAUCACAGAAAUAUCUUGAUUACAUGCAGCAAGGGCACAACCUCUUGAUUUUUGUCAAGGCGUGGAACCCAGAGGUUUGUAGCGUCCCACUAAGGAUUUGUAGUUUGCGCUCCAACUUAUAUCAAAGAGCUGUGACUUCUGCUAUCAACUUGAGUGCUAUCAGUGCUUUGGAGCUUCUGCGGGAGAAGCAGUCUAGAGCCCAAAGAGGGAGGCAGAGAGUGAAGGAACUGUAUCCUCAGGAAGUUCUUGACAGGUACAUUCAAGAAGAAAAAGAUAUGAGGAUAGGUGCCGCAGAACUGUUUAAAAAGGACAGACUCAUGUAUAAGGAGAAGCUCAACUUUACUGAGUCAACCCAUGUUGAAUUGAAAAGGUUCACCACCAAAAAGAUUGUCCCUCGUAUUAAAGAGAUGCUGCCUCAUUAUGUCUCUGCAUUUGCCAACACUCAGGGGGGAUACAUAAUUAUUGGCGUCGAUGAUAAAAGCAAAGAAGUGUUUGGCUGUAAGAGAGAAAAAGUGGAUCCUGACUCAUUAAAAAAUGAAAUAGAAAGCUGCAUAAAAAAAUUGCCUACAUACCAUUUCUGCUGUGAGAAGCCAAAGGUGAAUUUCACCACCAAAAUUUUGAAUGUGUACCAAAGAGAUGUCCUGUAUGGUUAUGUCUGUAUGGUUCAAGUGAAGCCCUUCUGCUGUGUAGUAUUCACGGGAGAACCGGAUUCCUGGAUCAUGAGGAACAAUUCGAUCACAAAGCUGACAACUGAGCGCUGGGUGCGCCUGAUGUUGGGCGUCCAGCCAGCUCCUCCCUAUUUGGCCACAGAAUACUGCUUUCCCCUGAGUUCACCAGCUUCAUCUGCGCAAAGAAGCCCAUCAUAUCCCACAAAGGUCCUGGAAUUAAAGAGAACUCUUCAACAAAGCUUGUUUCCAGUGACUCGGGAAGAAAUACAGUUUAAACCCGAAUCCUUCUGUCAGAAGCUAUUCUCAGAUCACAGAGGACUGAAGGAAUUAAUGAAGAUGCACAUAUAUCCUUGUUCUCAGGGCAUUGUGAUCUUUUCUAAAAGCUGGGCAAAAGAUAUUGGCUUACAGAAAGAGCAGAAUGUUUUGUGUGAUGCUCUCCUAAUAGCCAUUAAUAGCCCUCUGGUGCUCUACACAAUCAUAAGAGACCCUACUUGGAACGGAGGGUUUGAAUAUGCACGAAAUACAGCUCAUCAGUUAAAGCAGAAACUGGGUACUGCUGGUGGCUACACGGGGAAAGUUUGUGUCAUUCCUAGCUUGAUACACCUGUCCAGCAUAGGGCACAGGCCCAGUGAAAUACCAGUGCGUUAUCCCCAGUCCUACAGGCUUUCUACUGAGGAGGAAAUGGAAGACUUGUUGCAAGCUCUUAUAGUGGUCUCUAUGAGCUCUUGCUCUCUCUUAAGUGAUCAGUUGGGUAGUGAAUUACUCAACUUGCUCAUCGAGGAGCAGUGUGAGCUGCUUUCGGAGAGCCUUCAGGACACACGAGAAUUGCUCAUCUAUUGCUUUCCGGGAAUCAGGAAGACAGCCCUAGCCAUAAAGAUCAUCAAGAAAAUUAAGGAUUUAUUUCACUGCAAACCAAAAGAGAUCCUCUAUGUUUGUGAAAAUGACUCCUUAAAGGAUUAUGUGAUGGAACAAAAAACCUGCCAGGCUGUGACCCGGAGAAACUUUAUGCGAGGGGAGUUCCUAAAGAUAAAGCACAUUGUGAUGGAUGAGACUGAGAAUUUCUGCAGCACCUAUGGCGAUUGGUACACGAAGGCUAGAAGCAUCACCCACCCCAACGUGAGGGGGGCUGGAAGUGAGAACCCUCACCAUGGGAUUCUCUGGCUUUUUCUGGAUCCUUUCCAAGUCCGUCGUGCAGAUGUCAAUGGUCUCCCCCCUCCAUCAGCUGAGUUUCCUCGAAAAAUAAUCACUGAUGGGGUCCACUGUGCCCUGGAAAUAGCGAUGGUCAUGAAAGAAGAAAUGGUGAGGAUCAAAAACAAUCCUCCCUCCAACCUGCCUCCAGUCGUGCUGGCAUUGUUCAGACAAGCUGCCUACGAGAAGAUGAUGUGUGCACAGGCUCCACGGGGGGUGUGUGAAGCACGGGCCAAUCUGACCAAAGAACAAAUGGCAGAACAUGUGACCAAAAUAUGUCAUGACCUGUUCCAACAGGGCUACCUGCCCCAAGAUGUUGCAAUUCUGUGCAGGCGACGAGAGGACAGAAGACGCUAUGAGGCUGCACUGCUAAGAGCAAUGGAAUUAAUUGAGAUUCCCGGAGCAACAGAAGUCAUCUUUAACCAGGCUGCUGGUGUUUGGGGCCCUCACAUUGUUUUAGACAGUCUCCAGCAGUUUUCAGGCCUGGAGAGGAAUAUUGUGUUUGGGCUUAGUCCAGACUGUACCCUGUCGGAGGAACUUCAUAAGCUCCAGUUUGCCUCAAGAGCCAUCAAACAUCUUUACUUGCUUUAUGAGAAAAAGACGGGUUUCUGAAAAUUAUUUUAAAUGACCCAGAAGGCCGGAAGGAGGCAAGCCCUUUAUCUCAGGCAGUUGGUAGCUACUCCUUUUCACAUAUUACGAGUGAGAAAAUCAUGGUAUGGUCAGUAUGGACACAGGAAUUAUCCAGUGUGUGUGUGUCGGGGGGAGACAAGGAGCACACAUUUGUAGUGUUCAUGUAAUUUCUCCAGGUCCCUGCAAUUCUUCCCUAUACAACUGCAACAUUCUCAGGGCCAGAGUGGUAGUUCAGUGGGUAGAGUGUUUGCCUUGAAUGCAAUCGAUCUGGGUUUGAUCCCCAGCAUUCCAUAUGAUCCCCGGAACACUACCUGGAGUAAUUCCUGAGUGCAGAGUCAGGAGUAACCCCUGAGCAUUGCUUCUAUGACUCCCUCAACCCUACCCAGUUUGCAAUACUCUUAUAAUUGGUUUCCUACCUCUGGUUGUCCUGAUCCAAUUCAGCUUUCAUACUGACCGCUAAGGAGGGUCUCCUCAGAUGGAGAACUAAUUUUGUGACGUCCCUUGCUAAUCUAUCUUUAGUAAGUCUGUGCAAUCUUCAAUCCAAACCAGUUUUCAAGGUAUCCCACAAUAUACAACUUACUCCCUAGUGUGUCCAUUACAACACUUCCUUCUUCCUGUCAUGAGGCACCCUAGCCAUGCUGGCCUAUUUUUGGCAAUUUCAGGGAUCCAGUAUCUUGGUGACACCUUGGUUAACAACUCACACUGGCUAGGACGAGCAAGCUUUAUAGGGCCAGAACUGGAUCUCCUCUUUGCAUUAAGAACAGAUCAGACCCUGAAUCUUUAAGCUAAUCAAACUAAGAAAAGAUUCAAGUAUAAACAAAAAUGUCACUUUGCUCCUUUACAAUGAGGACAGCUGUAAUAAGAGGGUCAGAUGUUCUUGCUAAUCAGUACUUUCAAUAGUAACAGAGGAAGCCAAAUUAUUUAAGUGUAGCUUUUCAGUAAGAGAAUUUGGGAAUAUGAUUCAAAUGUAAUAUUUAUUUUUAUUUAUUUAUUUUAAUCUAUUUAUUAUUUUAAUGGAAUCAGUGAGAUAAUGGAAUACUAAAUUUAUUAUUUUAAUAAAUCACAGUGAGCAUUACAAAAUUGUACACGAUUGCAUUUCAGUAGUACAAUAUUCCAACACCCAUCCCUCCACUAGUGUAAUUUUCCAGCACUAGUGUCCCCCAAUUUCCCUUUCACCCCUUCAAGCCACCACCCACUCCAGCCUGCUUCUAUAGCAGGCACCUCUUUUCUCUCUCUCUUUCUCUCAUCAAAUGUAAUCUUUAGACUAUGUUAAACUAUUGAAAUUAUCGACAGGGAUGUUUCCACCAUAAAGGCCAGACAGGUAGCUUUGCAAAAGAAAGUAAAUUUAUUUAUUUAUUUAUUGGACUUUGGGCCACACCUGGUGAUACCUGAUGGCUACUCUUAGCAGUGCCAAGGACCAUGCAGGUCAUUGGACCCAAGCCUUCCAAGCAUGAGCACUAGCCCUUUGAGACAUUACUUAGUCCAGAAAAUAAACUGAUAAUGCUAAGGAUGAUGAGUUGUUUCAUUUCUUCUGCAUCAUCAAAAUCUUUUAAUUUCGUCUUCAUUUCUGAAGUCUCCAGGUUGACCCCCAACCAAUCCUUAACUCUCCCUAAUACAUACUGUGUUUACCUUCAUUCUCCCUAAAUUACGACAUUCAUCUAAGUUAGAAACUGAUUACGGUCUGCUGCUGGCCUGGGAAUUACUAUGUCAAUAAGGGACGUUAGAUGUCCCUGGCAUCCCCCAUCUUGAUUGGAUGCUAAUUUUGCAAUCCAGUUCUGAGACUUUACAGAGAGCAUAGAUGACAGUCCACUGCUUGCACCUCCUGACUACAUUCCUGGCUGCUGACUGUGUCUGUACCCUUUCUCAACCUUCAGCUGCUUUUUCUUUCUUUAUCGGAGUUGAAUUUUAUUAUUUUUUUACAAAGUUGUUCGUGAUGAUUUUUGUAGACAUUCAAUACACCAACACCAACUCCACCACCAUUGUACCUUCCCAUGACCAUUAUCUCCAAUUUUCCCAACCAUCCCUUAAGCCUGCCCUCAUAGCAGGCCCUCCCUAAUUUAUUUUAUAUUGCUUAUUAUAAGUAGUUUGCUAAAAGAGUGAUCAAAAAUGUUUCCUUAUAAGCAAUUAGUGAAGAUUAUUGUUUCUCACCAUGUAGCCAUUAAGCCCUUGUAUAAAAGAUUACUAAGAUACUGUUACAGGUUUAACCUACCAUAUUUUGGGGCUGGAGUGAUAGCACAGCGGGUAGGGCAUUUGCGUUGCACGCAGCCGACCCAGGUUCGAUUCCCAGCAUCCCAUAUGGUCCCCUGAGCACCGGCAGGAGUAAUUCCUGAGUGCAGAGCCAGGAGUAACCCCUGUGCAUCGCUGGGUAUGGCCCAAAAAGAAAAAAAAACCUACCAUAUUUAAAUUUCUGAUGCCUUCUACAUUACAAUCUGGUGUCAGCACCUUUUAUGUCCCCUCUAUUGAGUAAAAUUCUUGUCAAUUAAGUACCUGUUCAGAUGCUCAUCUUAUCUAUUAAACAUUCAUCUCCCACCAAUAAAACUUGGUUUCUCCUUUUUUCAGCCAUUCUUUGGUUAAACUGUGGGAAAAAAAAGAACUGUAGAACUUUGGUCAGAAGGCCCAGGAGCCACUUUAGCAAUACUUGGCCAACUUGGCAAGGCAGUUCCAUGCUAGUAUCCAACAUUAUGAGGCUUUGCUUGACCCUGUAGGGCCAGAGACUCCGGAACCAUCCUGGCAGUGCUUGGGGAUCUCCAGGGCUAUGCCUGGUGAUGCUUUGGGGAGCACGUAGUGUUGGGGUUCACACUCUGGUCCUGGGGAUUUUUUACAUGCAAAACAUGUGUCCCAGGGCUGGAGCAAUAGCACAGCGGGUAGGGCAUUUGCCUUGCAUGUAGUCGACCCGGGUUCAAUUCCCAGCAUCACAAAUGAUCCCCUGAGCACCACCAGGGGUAAUUCCUGAAUGCAGAGCCAGGAGUAACCACUGUGCAUUGCCGGGUGUGACCUAAAAAGCAAAAACCAAAACAAAACAAAACAUGUGUCCCAAACCUCUGAGCUAUCUCAUAGGUCCCUACUUUUUUUUUAUAUUUCAAUUUUUAUUUUAGGCACCAUGGUUUACAAAAUAUUAGUAGGAUUUCAUACAUAAACUAGUCUAGCACCACAGUCUCCAUCAUGCAGGUGUCUGCUUCCUUCCACCAUUGUCACAGGGUCCAUCACCCACCUUCCCCACUCCGUGGUAAGCUUCCUACUAAAGACAAAAUAAAAAGUUUCUAUCACACACACAAAAAUUUUUUAAAUUUAAUUUUGCUUUUUGGGUCAUGCCUGGCAACGCUCAGGGGUUACUACUGGCUCUGCACUCAGGAAUUACUCCUGGCGGUGCUCUAGAGAUCAUAUGGGAUGCUGGGGAUCCAACAAAGGUCAGUUGCAUGCAAGGCUAAUGCCCUACUCACUGUACUAUUGCUCCGACCCCUAAAUUAAAAACUUUUUAAAAACCAAUAAAAUAAAAGUUCCUAUCACAAACAACACAGAAGCUGACUGUCAAAACAAGAAAUCCUUGGUGAAUGGUGACUUUAAGACAUCCCAGGGGCCCUUCUGGGUUUUUCUCACUGGUCAUUAUAAAAUGUGACUUGUUGGGGCUGGAGCCAUAGCACAGAGUAUAGGGCAUUUGCCUUGCAUGUGGCCAACCUGAGUUCAAUUCCCAGCAUCCCAUAUGGUCCCCCUGAGCACCGCCAGGAGUAAUUUCAGAGUGCAGAGCCAAGAGUAACCCCUGUGCAUCGCCGGGUGUGACCCAAAAAGAAAAAAAAUUAUUGAAAAAAAAAAGAAUACAAUAAAAAAUCCAAAGGGCUAGAGAGACAAUACAGUGAAUAAGGCACUUGCCUUCUAGGUGGCAUACUUGGGUUCAAUCCCCAGAAUCCCAGAGGGUCCCCUAAGCCUGCCAGGAGUAAUUCUUGAGGUCAGAACUAGAAGUAACCCCUGAGCACCGUUGGGUGUGGCCCAAAACAUGUACAACAAUAUAGUUUAUAGAGACUACUAGAAAACUUAAAUGAGAAAAUCAUUGAACUGCAUGGAUUAAUUCCCUCUCUGACUCUAAUAUUGCUCUUUUCCCUUGUGGCAUAAAAUAUUUCAGAGUUAUCAUACAAAUAAUUCCUCCUACUCUUUUAUCUUCCUUUCCUGUUCCACUCCUCAUAUUGUAAUCCUUAAUAAAUAAGCUUGGGCCCAGAAUAUGGCUCAAUACGAAGGCAUAAAUCUCAUGUCGUAUACAUCCUGUGUUUGCUUUCCUACAAAAAAAAUUAAAAGAAUCAUAAACCUGUGUGCUUCCAAGCAGAUUUUCUUCAUAGACUAUGUGAAGAAAAGUUUAAAGGGUUCUUUUGGAUAAAUAACUUCUUUCCUGAUAGUAGCCCUUCACCCUCCUAGUUGAAUUUCCACUGAGAGACACAAAACCUGACAUCUCCCCACCCCCUUGAGGUCAAUAGCUAUCAAGUGACAUGAGUAUUCUAACUUAAUUUCUUUGAAGAAUCUAAGCUUAAGGGCCUGAGCGUUAGUACAGUGAAUAGGGCACUUGCCUUGCAUGCAGCCGGAGUUCAAUCCCUGGCACCCCACGUCAUUCCCCAAAUACCUCCAGGAGUGACCACGGGCAUAGAGGCAGAAAUAGUGCCUCGUCACAGCCACGUGUGGUCCAAAGGUCAAAAGAGGCAAGCAAAUAAACGUUCGAUUCGUGAAUCGAAACUUUACAAAGUUUUGCUGUUCUUAAAACGAAGCUUCACUUUUCCAGAAGAUAGCAGUCAGACUGGGCUUCCUCCUUUUUUCCCGGGGCAUGCGGGGGAGACUAAGCUCUGAGCACCAUUUCUUCCCUGUGAGGAUGACCCCGACCUUAGACUGCAGAUACCCCGCCUGUGGAUACCCCAACUGCAGAUACCUGAGCCGGCUGCGGGGGCGUUUUCUCAAAGAGAAAAAGAAGUGAAAAGAGACUGUGAGUCCCUGCUGGUCAGACCUCUUCAACAGGAAAAAUGAUCCGAAAAAGAGCAGGAACUGACAAGAACCCUUCCCCUUCUCUUCCCUCACCCCCACCACCACCUUCCCUCUUCCCCCACCCCCAA
Sorex araneus (European shrew) is the source of this 8384-nucleotide messenger RNA. It is a transcript of the gene SLFN14, whose product is annotated as schlafen family member 14. The transcript is spliced from 5 exons. Lineage: Eukaryota; Metazoa; Chordata; Mammalia; Eulipotyphla; Soricidae. Bases 541 to 3279 code for a protein of 912 amino acids. Gene Ontology annotation, biological process: rRNA catabolic process; mRNA catabolic process. The record is from RefSeq and is a predicted model, not a curated record. Gene Ontology annotation, molecular function: RNA endonuclease activity; ribosome binding.